CUUCUCUCCGGCACACGCAAGAUGGCGGCGGUGGAGCUGGAGUGGGUGCCCGAGACGCUCUACAACACCGCCAUUUCGGCCGUGGUCGACAGCUACGGCCGCGCUCGCCGCCGCGACAUCCGCUCCUUGCCCGAAAACAUCCAGUUCGACGUCUAUUACAAGCUUUACCAACAAGGCCGGCUGUGUCAACUGGGUAGUGAAUUUUGUGAACUAGAAGUUUUUGCAAAGGUGCUCCGAGCUUUGGAUAAAAGGCACCUGCUUCACCACUGUUUUCAAGCGCUGAUGGAUCAUGGCGUGAAGGUAGCCUCCGUCUUGGCCUACUCGUUCAGCCGGAGGUGCUCCUACAUCGCGGAGUCCGACGCCGCCGUAAAGGAAAAGGCGAUCCAGAUUGGCUUUGUCUUAGGAGGGUUCCUCUCGGACGCCGGGUGGUAUAGCGACGCCGAGAAAGUCUUCCUUUCCUGCCUCCAGUUGUGCACGCUCCACGAUGAGAUGCUCCACUGGUUUCGCGCCGUCGAGUGUUGCGUCAGGUUGCUGCACGUGCGGAACGGCAACUGUAAAUACCAUUUGGGAGAGGAGACCUUCAAACUGGCACAGUCUUACAUGGACAAGCUGGCCAAGCACGGCCAGCAGGCUAACAAAGCGGCCCUGUACGGAGAACUCUGCGCUCUGCUCUUCGCCAAGAGCCAUUAUGAUGAGGCUUACAAAUGGUGCAUAGAAGCCAUGAAGGAGAUCACGGUGGGUUUGCCCGUAAAAGUAGUCGUGGAUGUUUUGCGGCAAGCUUCAAAGGCUUGUGUGGUCAAACGUGAAUUUAAAAAAGCAGAACAGUUGAUAAAACAUGCUGUCUACCUAGCCCGGGAGCAUUUUGGAGCCAAACACCCUAAAUAUUCAGACACACUAUUAGACUAUGGGUUUUAUUUACUCAACGUAGACAAUAUAUGCCAGUCCGUUGCAAUUUAUCAGACAGCACUGGACAUCAGGCAGUCGGUGUUUGGGGGCAAAAAUAUCCACGUAGCGACAGCUCAUGAAGACUUGGCUUAUUCCUCUUAUGUGCACCAGUACAGCUCGGGAAAAUUCGACAAUGCGCUAUUCCAUGCAGAACGUGCCAUCGGCAUCAUCACCCACAUCCUCCCAGAAGAUCAUCUUCUCCUCGCUUCCUCCAAAAGAGUUAAAGCGCUGAUCUUGGAAGAGAUCGCCAUCGACUGCCACAACAAGGAAACGGAGCAGCGGUUGCUCCAGGAAGCCCACGAUUUGCACCUGUCUUCGCUCCAGCUGGCCAAGAAAGCCUUCGGGGAGUUCAACGUGCAGACGGCGAAACACUACGGCAACCUAGGCCGGCUGUACCAGUCGAUGAGGAAGUUUAAGGAAGCGGAGGAAAUGCAUAUCAAAGCGAUCCAGAUCAAGGAGCAACUUCUCGGCCAAGAGGAUUACGAAGUCGCUCUUUCCGUGGGACACUUGGCCUCGCUGUACAAUUACGACAUGAAUCAGUAUGAAAACGCCGAGAAGCUUUACUUGAGAUCCAUAGCAAUCGGAAAGAAGCUGUUUGGGGAAGGCUACAGCGGACUAGAAUACGACUACCGAGGGCUCAUUAAACUGUACAACUCGAUUGGCAAUUACGAGAAAGUCUUUGAAUAUCACAACAUUUUGGCCAACUGGAACCGGUUGCGGGAUCGACAGUUUUCGGUCACGGAUGCCCUGGAAGACGUCAGCACCAGCCCUCAGUCCACCGAGGAAGUGGUCCAGUCGUUCCUGAUGUCUCAAAACGUUGAAGGACAAAUUUGCUAAGGAACAUGGUCAACUUUCCCAAUGGCUAUUUCUUCUUCUUUUUUUGUUUUCCCCGAAUUUACAUGGGAAAAGUCAUACUGUGAAAUUUGAAACCAUGUAGUUUAUUUUUUUUUCCUCCUGGAAGGGGCUGUAAAAUUUCCAUUGAAACACUGGUCCAGUCCAUAAAUUAAUUAUCCCCCUGUUCAGGGGGGGGAUGAUCCUGAUUUUUGAUGGAGUGACCGUACAGACAACAUGUGUGCUAAAAAAAAAAAAAAAUCCUUACCAGCAUGAGUUCGGCAUGUUUUCGUUUUGGCUCACUUUUUCAACUUAAAAAGAUAUAAACCUAUUACACACAUAUAUAAAAGGAAAAAAACGUAGACAUCCCUAGCGAUCUUCUCUAUUUUUCAUUUUUAUUUUGUCCAAAAGGAGCCACUUUACCGGAGAUUUCUGCAAGAGUUAAAAGAGAGAAAUAAAACCCUUUAAUGAUUUUUAA
Molecule: messenger RNA, 2254 nt
Organism: Pogona vitticeps (central bearded dragon)
Lineage: Eukaryota; Metazoa; Chordata; Lepidosauria; Squamata; Agamidae
Gene: APPBP2
Product: amyloid beta precursor protein binding protein 2
Biological process (GO): intracellular protein transport; proteasome-mediated ubiquitin-dependent protein catabolic process
Cellular component (GO): Cul2-RING ubiquitin ligase complex
Molecular function (GO): ubiquitin-like ligase-substrate adaptor activity; protein binding
Source: RefSeq, a predicted model, not a curated record